Scedosporium apiospermum is the source of this 2241-nucleotide messenger RNA. Its product is annotated as Sec1 family protein. The transcript is spliced from 5 exons. Gene Ontology annotation, cellular component: plasma membrane; secretory granule. Lineage: Eukaryota; Fungi; Ascomycota; Sordariomycetes; Microascales; Microascaceae. Bases 1 to 2241 code for a protein of 746 amino acids. Gene Ontology annotation, biological process: vesicle-mediated transport; intracellular protein transport. Gene Ontology annotation, molecular function: syntaxin binding. The record is from RefSeq and is a predicted model, not a curated record.
AUGGCCAUAUCUGCUGUUCAGGAACAGCGUGACAUCAUAAUAAAUACUAUCCGCAAUAUCACAAGAGGAAAUUGGAAGAUAUUAGUAGUAGACCAGGCGUCAAAGAAGCUCCUCGAGAAUGCCGUCCCCGAAGACGAUAUCCUUAACCAGAAUGUCGCCAACAUCGAGGUCCUCGAAGAUCCACUAAGGGAGAAGAGUCCCGACAUAGAUGCCAUUUACUUCCUAACUCCCGAGCCACACAUCGUCGACACCGUAGCCGCCGAUCUUGAGCGCGGGAGCUAUAGGUCCGGCUUUCUGCUAUGGACAUCUCUCCUCGAUCCGCCCCUUCGUCGCCGCCUCGAAUCGUCUCCGGCAUACCGAGCCAUGGUGGUCGGGUUCGAUACGAUACCGCUAGACUUCUUCCCCCGCGAGUCGCACUUGGUGACGUUUAGGGACCCGUGGAGCUUCCCCGUGUUAUAUCAUCCGGCGUGCAAUAACUUAGUCACCGAGCACAUGAGGAUACUAGCGCAGAGGAUCAUGAGUGUAUGCGUGACGCUCGGCGAACUCCCCAGAGUGCGGUACUACAGCCCAAAGAACCCAACCCACGAAGCGAGCGUGUUAUCCAAAUACCUAGCCCGGUUCGUCAGCGAAGAGCUCGAAAACUACGCCGGUUUCAAUAGAAACUUCCCGCCGCACUCUAGCCGACCACCGAGCGUUCUCGUCAUCACGGACCGUUCGAUGGACCUUAUGGCGCCCCUCGUCCACGAGUUCACCUACCAGGCUAUGGCCCACGACCUCUUACCCAUCGACGAGCGGGAAAAGGUGCUGUACCACAUGACCAUCAACGAGGGGACGCCCUUGCAGGAGGAAAAGGAUAUGGAACUCCAAGAUAACGACAAGGUGUGGGUGGACAACCGCCACAGACACAUGAAGGACACCAUCGACAAGCUCAUGGGCGACUUCCAAAAGUUCCUCGACAAGAACCCACACUUCGCCAAGGAAGGCGCCGAAUCCUCCACCAACCUCAACGUUAUCCGUGACAUGCUGGCGGGCCUACCGCAGUUCCAAGAGAUGAAGGAGAUAUACUCUUUGCACCUCACCAUGGCGCAGGAGUGCAUGAACAGGUUCCAGCACAACAAGCUGCCGGACAUCGCCUCGGUUGAGCAGACGCUUGCCACGGGCCUCGACGAAGACUACCGCCGGCCGCGAAAUGUUCUGGAAGAAGUCGUCCGCCUCCUCGACGACGACGCCAUCUCCCCCUCGGACCGCCUUCGCCUCAUCAUCAUCUACGUCCUCUACCGCGACGGCCUCAUCCUCGAAGACAUCAAGCGCCUCCUCGCACACGCCUCCCUACCCCCCCGCGACGGCGACAUCGUCACUAACCUCGAGCUCCUCGGCGCCCGUCCCCUCCGCGGCCUCAAGGAAGCCCGCACCCCCCCUCCACCCCUGUUCCCUCCCGAAAACAAAAACGGCCCCGUAAAUGAAGAAUACGCUCUCUCGCGCUUCGAACCCGUCCUCAAACGCCUGCUCGAAGAUCUCUGCAAGGGGACCCUUGACCAAUCGACUUUCCCUUACGUAAAUCCUCCCGCCGACCCCAACGAGGAACUCAUAGCGGCUCAGGGCGGCUCCCUCCGCGCCGGAAGACCGAACUGGGCCGCUGCCGGCCGCAGACCCCCCGAGAACCGCCAGCGCGUAUUCGUCUAUAUGGCCGGCGGUGCGACGUACAGCGAGAGCCGCUCCUGCUAUGACGUGUCGUCGCGUCUGGGCCGCGAUAUCUUCCUCAUCACGAGCCAUAUGCUCACGCCGGCCCUUUUCCUCCGUCAAGUGAGCGACUUGAGCGCCGAUAAGCGACGUCUCGAUCUGCCCAUGGAUCGCCCCAAACCUCGUGUGCCGGCCCACCUUUUAGAGCGUGACUCUCGCCCAGCUCCCUCGGGACCCGCUCCGCCUCAGCAGCAGCAGCAGCCGCAAACCCAAGGUAGAAACCCACUUCCGCCAGGCCCAGGAGGUCUUCCCUCGGGCCAGAGAAUGGGCGGCGCGAGACCACCUCCUGGAGGAGGCGGUGGCGGACUGCCUAGUCGUCCCGUUGCGCCUCCCACGGGCGCCAUGGGUUCCAUGACGCUAAGUUCGGGUGGCAGGACUGGUGGAAUGCCCCCUGUGACGAGCUCGUUGGCGACUGAGCCGGCGCCUGCUGCGGAGGUUGGGGGGAAGAAGCAUAAUAAGCUUGAGAAGAAGAAGAGGAACUUUUUGGGCAUUAAGAAGUGA